Messenger RNA from Bacidia gigantensis, 2922 nucleotides. RefSeq lists its product as uncharacterized. The transcript has 2 exons. Gene Ontology annotation, molecular function: oxidoreductase activity. The coding region runs from base 1 to 2922 and encodes 973 amino acids. The record is from RefSeq and is a predicted model, not a curated record. Lineage: Eukaryota; Fungi; Ascomycota; Lecanoromycetes; Lecanorales; Ramalinaceae.
AUGUCGGACCCGAAGAACGAAAACAUUUGCAAACGAGGCACGCCUCAAUUUGCUUUGUAUCAGCGUGAAAACUUUUGGAAAUCCAAUGAGGGUGAAGUGCCGCCAUUCAAUACUGACCCGGGUAAGCUAGAGGAGCUUGCGAAGGAAAAGCUUACGCAGAAUGGCUGGUACUAUGCCUCUUCCAAUGCGGGUCUUUCACACACCCAUCUCGCCAACCGACAAGCUUUCUUCAGGCACAAAAUCAUUCCCCGCCAGCUCGUGGAUACAAAUGUCAGAGAUACGAGUACUUUCAUAUUUGGUCAUAAAGUCGCUGCCCCUAUCGGCUUCGCUCCGAUAGGAAUCAACAAGAUCUAUCACCCAUUGGGAGAGCUUCCUGUUGCUAAAGUGGCUGGUGAAUUGAACCUGCCCUACGCUCUCUCGACCGCGGGUUCCCAACCAAUAGAGGAUGUCGGCAAAGCCAAUGGCCCAUCAUCACCCCGCUUUUUUCAGUUGUAUAUGCCACAUGAUGAUGAGCUCACAGUCUCACUUUUGACUCGCGCUUGGGAAUCCGGCUUCGACGCCUGCAUGCUAACAACCGAUACGUGGCAGCUUGGCUGGCGGCACGACGACGUUACUACCAGUAAUUACGCAUUCUACCACGGCAUCGGCGCUGAUUUAGGGCUCAGCGAUCCGGUGUUUCAGAAACGCCUGCGUGAACAUGGCAUUGAUCCCGUCAGGCAGCCAAAUGAAGCCGGUGCACUGUGGAUCGACAAUGUUUGGCACGGCAGGGCGUGGAGCUGGGAGAAGAUACCAUGGUUGAUCGAGACAUGGAAGGGGAUCUCAGGGGGCAGGCCAUUUUGCUUGAAGGGUAUUCAAAGCGUACAGGAUGCGCAGAAAGCGGUCGAAGUAGGGUGUGAUGGGAUUGUUGUGAGUAAUCAUGCUGGGCGGCAAGUUGAUGGUGCGAUUGCUAGCCUGGAUGCACUCGAGAACAUUGUCAAUGCUGUCGGAGAUAGAACAUACAUUAUGUAUGAUAGUGGAAUACGAGGCGCGGCUGAUGUCGUAAAAGCUUUAGCGCUGGGAGCUAGAUUCGUUUGGGUGGGAAGACUCUGGGUUUGGGGACUGAGCAUUAUGGGUGAACAUGGCGUUCGUCAUGUGAUGAAGAGUCUUUUGGCGGACCUAGAUAUUCUGAUGAAUGUCGGUGGAAUACAGAACAUUGGACAGAUCGAUCGAGAUCUUCUUGAAAUGACAAGCAACCCAGACCGGAGGACCAUGGAACGCCCAGGCUCACAUGAGGAGGCCGGAAACUCAUAUCGGGACAGGGACAAUCUAUCCCUCUACAUGGAAUUACGCGAAGAGUUUGACAUGGCUUCUGUUUGGAUGACUCUCUCCUCAAUGAGGCCAUCUAGAUUUGUUCAAAGCUUGACUUCCUUGGUGCACAAGUGUCACCUAAUGACCAUUUUCCGUGGAAGUAAAGAUUCCAAGCUCGCAGAAGAGAAAAGCGCCCUCCCUAUCGUCCAUGAGGCAGCACCGAGUAAUGAACACCAAAAUGAGGCGGACAUUUCUGUGACCACACCUGAUAAUGGUUCAGAGCACGAAGCUACUGUGGCAACAGCGUCAAAUGAUUUGUUUUGCAUUGACGUUGCAUUGGCUGCAACGAAGGAGACGGUCGAAAACGAUCCCAUUCUUUGCGUAUCAAUCUUAUCCGCAAGGCGAGAGAUUUCCGACACAGCUCUUGCUUGCCUCCGCAGGAUUCUAGGCGAUGCUCAGCCCCAAGGAUUAAGUCUCAUCGACACCAAGAAUCUCGAGAUAACCGAUUUUCAAGUACGCGCUUUGAACGUCGAUGAAGUCGUGGAUCAGAGCAAUGGGCAAACGAUCAAGCUUUUCGCUAUUAUCCAGGGGCUACAAGGAGGGAUUGAGAAGGCACUUGAAGAGCGCGACGAGGCACGACAAGAGGUGGAGCAAGCAAAGAAACAUGGAAAUGUGGAUAGCGAGCUAAAAAAAGCCGACUUCACUGCUUUCACUGGCGACUUGCUAGGAGACCACGCUGGAGACUUGACGGAGGAAGUCAGCUCCAACGUCGACGAGGAAAUCAAAGGGCAGAAUAACACUAAUGGGGGUGAUGGUGCCGCAGAUCCUGGGUCCGCAUUUUCAUCUUCAGGCUCGAACUCCGGCUCUGACCAAGGAUUCCAUGACGAAUCACCCGACAAGCAGGGUAUCGGUAAUGGUACAACGAGUGAUGGGGCCAUUGCAGAGACAACUCCGUCUUCAGACUUGAAGUCCGGCACUGACCAAAAAUAUCAUAAUGAGCCAGCCGACAAGCAGAACAUCACCAACGGUACAACAAGUGAUGGAGCCGCUACCGAGAUAGCCCUAUCUUCCGACUCGAUGUCUGGCAAUGGCCAAGAAUCCCAUAACGGAUCAGCCGACAAACAGAACAUCACCAACGGCACAACGAUUGAUGGAGCCACUACUGAUAUAGCCCCAUCUUCGGACUCGAUGUCUGGCAAUGACCAAGGAUCUCCGACUAGUGAUGGAUCCUCCUUUCCAUCUUUGGACCCGAAGUCUAUCAAUGAUUCAGGAUCUUAUGGCGAGUCAGCCGACGAGCAGAAUGCUAACGGGACAGCAAAUGGAGAAGCUGCUUCAAAGAUAGCCUCAUCUUCAGAAAUCAACUCUGUCAUUAACCACGUAUCUAACGAGGAGCUGCCCCAGGCAACCAAUCCUGAUACCUUGCAGUCUCCCAAACGCCGUGAAUACAACUCUCGCCUGCCUCAGCGACCUCGACACGUCCAUUCCACAUCCAAUCUCCAUGCCGCCAAAGACAGUAACGAGGCGAAGUUCUCACUGGACCAGAUGACGGCACCGGCGCCGGCAACAACAACCAACAUUGGCUGGCUGACGAACGAAGAACGGCAAGACUUAUUUGCGAAUAAAAAGAUGAACUGA